Messenger RNA from Lycium barbarum (goji berry), 846 nucleotides. RefSeq lists its product as uncharacterized. The transcript has a single exon. The coding region runs from base 1 to 846 and encodes 281 amino acids. The record is from RefSeq and is a predicted model, not a curated record. Lineage: Eukaryota; Viridiplantae; Streptophyta; Magnoliopsida; Solanales; Solanaceae.
AUGGAUGAAGGAAGGAUUGGUCUUAGAUCACUAACUGAUAUAUCUAAUGCAUUAUUUGCUAAGGUGUGGUGGAAUUUCAGAUGUGGAAGAAGCUUAUGGGGUAGCUAUAUGUUGAACAAAUACUGCAAGAAAUGGCAUCCUACUAUGGCAGUAGAUAGAAGAGGAUCUCACACUUGGAAGAAGAUGGUGAAUAUAAGAGAUGCAGUUGAGCCACAGAUCUUUUGGUAUUUGAGAAAUGGAACUUCAAGUUUCUGGUAUGAGAAUUGGACAAGGGUUGGGGCAUUAUAUUAUAUCAUUCCUGAUGCUGCUAGAGAAGAAGAAAUAGAGAUUAGACAGUUUGUGAAGAAUGAGGAAUGGAACAUGGAACUGUUAACAAUCACUCUAGAUCAGGAAUUUGCUCAACAUAUCAAGGAAAAUAUCAAGGUACCAGUUGAAGAAGAAGAUGAUGAACCAUGUUGGAAGUUGGAAACAAAUGGCAGAUUCUCAGUUAAAUCUGCAUGGGAUUUUCUCAGACACAGAGAGAGCAAACAAACAAGUUAUAAGUUCAUGUGGGAGAAAGGUUUGCCAAUAAAGAUAAGUUUUUUCAUGGGGAGAGUGUUGAAAGGGAGAAUCUCUACAGAUGAUAUAUUGAAAAGGAUGAUAAUCAAUAUACCAUCAAGAUGCUGGUGCUAUGAGGAGCAUAAGGAGGAAACUGUAGGUCAUUUAUUUCUAACAUCUUCCAUAGCUAUCAAGUUAUGGAAGUUCUUUGCUUCUUGUGUAGGUAUCCCCACAGAUGGAGUUGGUCUACAUCAAAUGAUCAUGGCAUGGUGGUCUGCUGAGACAGCCAUAAUUGCAGCCUAUGUAUAG